This is a messenger RNA of Peronospora farinosa, 723 nucleotides long. The record is from the annotation of a GenBank genome assembly. NCBI's taxonomy places the organism in Eukaryota, Oomycota, Peronosporomycetes, Peronosporales, Peronosporaceae.
AUGGACUAUCCUGGAGUGGAGCUGAAGAAGUUGAAUAAUUACGUGAAGAAACUCGGUCCGCUCCUGAACCCCGUUUUCGGUGAGCAACCAGCGUUUUUCAUCGACGAAGGCCGCUUUAUUCCGUAUCGAAUGGCCACGUACGGCAUGGAGAUAUUGGUCGCCAAGAUCAUAAGAAUCUUGGAUGAAUGGACGACGUGGUCACGAAUAGGAGGCAGAGUUACAUCUUCGCAAGGAGCCUUCAUUUUUAACACUGACGUUCGAAUGCCGGACGUCGCGUACACGCCUCCUGGUACCCAUAGAGAUUUAUCGAAUGGGUCAACGUGGACGUAUCAUGGUGAGCCAUUCGUUCCUACGGUCGUUAUUGAGAUUGAUAAGCUUUCUGGACAAGGCUCCCAGCGCAGCGCUCUCGAUCGCAAGAUGAGAAAUGAAUAUUUCCAGCAUGGCGUCCGUUUGGGUUGGCUGAUCGACCCACGCCCAGACUGUCAGCGUAUGUACGAGUAUUACCUCUACAAUAAUGGAGGCGUGCAAUGCUCUGACAACACUGCGUGGCGAGAUCUUAGCGGCGGCAAUAAUUCAGGAUCGUCGUCAGAAGAAGAAGUUGAUUUGGAGUGUCCAUAUCCAACAUGCAUAGAACGCUUCAGAUAUCCUGGUGCUAUCACCGCCCACGUUGAAUGGCAUCGUGUCGAACGUGUUUGUCAAAAGUAUCGAGCGAAUCGAAUGUAA